This is a messenger RNA of Heteronotia binoei (common prickly gecko), 1928 nucleotides long. RefSeq names its product kelch-like protein 13. Lineage: Eukaryota; Metazoa; Chordata; Lepidosauria; Squamata; Gekkonidae. Gene Ontology annotation, molecular function: ubiquitin-protein transferase activity; cullin family protein binding. Gene Ontology annotation, biological process: protein ubiquitination; regulation of cytokinesis. Gene Ontology annotation, cellular component: Cul3-RING ubiquitin ligase complex. The record is from RefSeq and is a predicted model, not a curated record.
AUGAUGUGGGAAGUGUCUUUAUCCCUGGUUAGUUUAGUGAAAGUAUCUCUUGUGAGCAGUGAGAACAGUAUGCUUGCCCAUCUGCGGUCUUCUAAUGCAGGAACCAUGAGAUUUUUUAUCAACGAUACUCAUCAUUCAACAGUACUCCAGGGUUUUGACCAGCUUCGAACAGAAGGUCUGCUCUGUGAUGUGACGCUGGUUCCAGGAGAUGGAGACGAAGCCUUUCCUAUUCAUAGGGCAAUGAUGGCAUCAGCUAGUGAUUACUUCAAAGCCAUGUUCACAGGUGGGAUGAAAGAACAAGACUCAACGUGCAUUAAGCUUCAUGGGGUGAACAAGAAAGGUUUAAAGGGGAUCAUAGAUUUUAUUUAUACUGCCAAACUUUCUCUAGAUAUGGACAACGUUCAGGACACUUUAGAAGCAGCCAGCUUUUUACAAAUCUUGUCGGUGCUGAAUGUUUGCAAACUAUUUCUUAUAUCUGAGGUUUCCUUAGAAAAUUGUACCGAAGUGGGGCAGCUUGCCAAGAUGUACAACCUCACCGACGUGGAUCAAUACGUGGACAAUUUCAUCCUUGAGAACUUUCCUGUCUUGUUAAGGACUGGCGAGUUUGUGCAACUUCCCUUUGAGCGUCUAGCCUUUGUCCUCUCGAGCAACAGCCUGAAACACUGCACGGAACUGGAACUCUUCCAGGCUGCCUGUCACUGGCUGCGUGCUGAGGAGCCACGGAUGGAACAUGUAACAAAGCUCAUGAACCACAUCCGGUUCCCCCUGAUAACCCCGGAAGAUCUCCUCAACCACGUGCAGACGGUGGAUUUCAUGAGGGCUGACGUCACAUGCUUGAAUUUGCUCCUGGAGGCCAGCAACUACCACAUGAUGCCCUACAUGAAGCCUCUUCUGCAGUCGGCAAGGACAGCCAUCCGCUCAGACAGCACCCACCUGGUCACACUGGGUGGAACGCGGUGGCAGCAGCAGCAGGUCUUGGUCAGUAAGGAGCUGUGGAUAUAUGACAACAGAGCAGAGAAGUGGUGGUUUCUGGAGCCCAUGGAAGCGCCCAGGUGCCAGCACGGCAUUGCUGUGAUUGAGAACUUUCUUUAUGUUGCUGGCGGUCAAAGCCAUUAUGAUGCAGAUGGCAAGACGGCGGUUGACACAGUGUUUAGGUUUGAUCCUCACCAUGAGAAGUGGAUGCAAGUGGCUUCUUUAAAUGAAAAGCGAACAGAUUUCCACCUAAGUGCCCUUAAAGGACAUCUGUAUGCAGUUGGUGGCCAGAAUGCACUUAGCGAAUUAGCCACGGUGGAGUGCUACAAUCCAAGGAUGAACAAAUGGAACUAUGUGGCCAAAAUGAAUGAGCCUCUCCGGGUCCACGCAGGGACUGUCUAUGGGAGCCUGAUGUAUAUUUCAGGAGGCGUUACCCAUGGUACUUUCCAUAAGGAACUCAUGUGUUUCGACCCUGAUACGGACAACUGGACUCAAAGGGCUCCAAUGAGUACAGUCAGAGGCUUUCACUGCAUGUGUACUGUUGGCGACAAACUGUAUGUCAUUGGUGGAGGCCACUGGAAAGGAACUAGGCAUUUUGAUAUUCUAAGCUGUGAAUACUACUCGCCAAGCCUAGACCAGUGGACAUCAAUUGCUGCUAUGCCCCAUGGUCAGCUUGAUGCUGGGGUGGCUGUGUUUGAAAAUAAAAUCUAUGUGGUUGGAGGAUCUUCAUGGAAUGACAACCAUAUGGUGCAAACAGUUCAGAAGUAUGACCCAGAAAAGGAUGAGUGGCACAAAGUUUUUGAUCUCCCAGAGUCCUCUGAGGGCAUACGGGCCUGCACACUGACAGUGUUCCCUCCCGAGGACAAUACAGGGUCACCUUCUAGAGAAUCUCCUCUUUCAGCACCUUGAGAAAUAUCACUGGACUCACAAGGUUGUCAUUCCAAUACUGUUGCACU